Molecule: messenger RNA, 1753 nt
Organism: Cajanus cajan (pigeon pea)
Lineage: Eukaryota; Viridiplantae; Streptophyta; Magnoliopsida; Fabales; Fabaceae
Product: transcription factor-like protein DPB
Biological process (GO): regulation of transcription by RNA polymerase II; regulation of cell cycle
Cellular component (GO): transcription regulator complex; nucleus
Molecular function (GO): RNA polymerase II transcription regulatory region sequence-specific DNA binding; DNA-binding transcription factor activity, RNA polymerase II-specific
Source: RefSeq, a predicted model, not a curated record
AUUAAAACCUAGAGCGUGGUCGUAUCCUCAAUUUCACGCAAGCACUUGGUCCAGUGGUUCCUCUCUUCAUCUUCAACAUUUUAGGUCUUCUCUGUUUCUCAGGUCGAUAUCUCAACGUCGUUGAUAUUACUGAGCAGUUCAGCUUUACUUCAAAACUUUUGUUCCAUUUAAUUCAGUUUCGACCAGUAGGAUUUAUUACCAGGCCUUGAGGUAAGUGACUUACCAACAUGGGAACACAACCCCAACAAACAUUUCGGGAGGAGGAGGAGGAGGAGCUGCCGGGCCGUGGAACCACGAUCUCUGGUCAAUCAAUGUCAACUAGCAGAAGUGUUGGCUCACCAUCCAGCCGCAGUGAGCAGACAAUGGCAACACCAGCUAGUGAUAACACUUUCCUUAGGUUAAACCAUCUUGAUAUACAUGGUGAUGAUGCUGGAUCACAGGGCGCAGUUGCUAGCAAGAAGAAAAAGAGGGGCCAACGUGCUGUUGGAGGUGAUAAGAGUGGAAGAGGUCUCCGCCAGUUUAGUAUGAAAGUGUGUGAGAAGGUAGAAAGCAAGGGAAGAACAACUUACAAUGAGGUAGCUGAUGAACUUGUGGCUGAAUUUGCUGAUCCAAGCAAUGGUGUUUCAACUCCUGAUCAGCAACAAUAUGACGAGAAAAACAUUCGUCGAAGGGUGUAUGAUGCCUUGAAUGUUCUCAUGGCAAUGGAUAUUAUUUCUAAGGAUAAAAAGGAAAUACAAUGGAAGGGUCUUCCUCGUACUAGUCUAAGCGAUAUUGAAGAGCUUAAGACAGAGCGUCUUGGGCUAAGGAAUAGAAUUGAAAAGAAAGCAGCCUAUUUGCAAGAGCUGGAGGAGCAAUAUGUAGGUCUUCAGAAACUUAUACAACGCAAUGAGCAAUUAUAUAGCUCAGGAAACGCUCCCAAUGGAGGUGUGUCUUUGCCUUUCAUUCUGGUGCAGACACGCCCCCAUGCAACAGUUGAAGUGGAAAUAUCAGAAGAUAUGCAGCUUGUGCAUUUUGAUUUCAAUAGCACUCCCUUUGAGCUGCAUGAUGAUAACUAUGUUCUCAAGGCAAUGAAAUUUUGUGAGAGGUCUCAGAAUGAUAAUGCAACAGACAAUCCUACAGAUGGCGGUGAAGGUUCUAGCAUGUCAGGGUUGUACCAUGCACAGGUUCCUACUUCAGUUUCAAACCCUCCAAAUAGGACUCCUUCAUCUCCACCCCUUCCUGGAAUAUUAAAGGCAAGAAUUAAGAAUGAGCAUUGAUUGCAAUUUUAUACUACAUUGCGUUAUUUAAGCAUGUUUGUAAAUGUUGUAAAGUAAUUUGUCGGUAAUUAAUAGUCCUCCAUAAUAGUUAACAAGUGCAGCCAAUUCACUCGUUAGGUUAGAAGCAAACCGGUCUGCUUGAGUCUAUAUUCUUCUGGGUUGAUUUUGGCAAAUUCUUUGCUAACCAUAUCCAUUAAUUACUACCUCAAGACCUUAACUGAUUUCCCCCCACAUAUUCAGUGUAUUUGCCCUUUUGUACCUAUAAUAGAGAAAUUGGUUUGUACUGGUCCAUAGAGAUCGUGGAAUGCUAUAUACAUCAGCAUAGGAUUAAUUUUGGAAUUUACAGAUUUUUGUAUAAAUUAUUCCGUCUUAUGUCAAUCUUGAUAUUUGGGUAAGUGCAUCGUAUGAUAUCCUGUUGGACUUUGUGUUGAUAGGGUUUCCUCUAUGCACUACUUGUUUUAUUCAAUAUAUAACUUCGAGGGAAGUUAUUUGGCAAA